AUGCGGCACCGAAUCGGUAAAGGCGUGCUGCUGACCGCAGGCUUCUCACUCCUCCUCACAUGCGUCUUUUACCUUGCCCACGACGGUGUAUUGCACAACUCUAGGAUUAUCGGCUGGCAAGCAUAUACCGCUAUCGACCUGCGUCCACCAGCAUCAUCCUCCAAACCAGCAUCAGCCAUCACGGAUGCCGUCGACACUACCGGCGCUGCCGCGGACGGGCAGUUGUACGAUGACAUGUUUCCACUCGACUUUUACGCUCCUCUCCUACCCAACCCAGCACCAAUUACAGAAAUCACAGUCAAGGGCUGCCUGCCGCUAACUCGAUGUCAACCAAAGACGACGCCUGCAGAAGAUGCAUUGCUCGGCAAGUGGGUCAAGGUGGAUCGAAGCUUGAGUCCUGCUGGUCAACUCGGCGCUUCGGCGGGUGGCAUGCUCACCAACCUCUUCGGAAGCAUUGAGCAGCGAUACCUGUUCUACCGCAAAUCCAGGAGGAGAGAUGUGCAGAACGUAGUGGAGCUGCGACUCGUCGAGGAAGGUCAGACUCCGCCAAAGGGCGAUGAUGGCUGGCAUAGGAUCAAGGACGGGUUGCGUUCCAAGGUGGUUCGAAUGAUGUCCGGAGAGAAGAGCUUGCAUCUAUACUACCGGACCGUAUCACCUGAACAGAGGAAACAGGAAAUGCUCGGAUUCUGGCGGCGGGAAGACACCGCAUCAACCGACGCAAUCACAGAGCUAAACCUGGUCUACGGCGACAAUCCACCUUGGCCAGGUUUCGCUGCCGCCGGUAUCGUCUCCAACUCGCACCCGGCAAUGGCAUCCGCGCGCGUCACACUUACCUAUCGACGCAAACCAAUGCGCAAACCGCCUCUCACACCGCUCCAGUUCAAGCCCGAUGGGACGUUCAAGAUCCUCCAGUUGGCCGACUUGCAUUUCUCCGUCUCGCCCGAGCCGUGUCGCGACUAUGACGUCAAAGAUCCACGUUGGUCGGCGCGUGGCUGCUUGUCCAAGAACGACACCCUUGCUUUGGUCAACGACUGGCUGGACACAGAGAAGCCAGAUAUGGUGGUCUUGACGGGAGAUCAGUUGAACGGACAAGGCACGUCCUGGGACCCCUACAGCGUGCUAUCGCUCUGGACGGAGCCUCUGAUCAAGCGCAAGGUUCCGUAUGCGGUCAUCUUGGGCAACCACGAUAGCGAAUCCGGUCCGCUGACGCGUGCAGAACAGAUGCAGGUGAUCGGCAAUAUGCCCUACUCGUACAGCUCGGUAGGCCCAGCAAUGUUGACCGGAGAGGGCAACUACUACCUCAAGAUCGGAUCGCCAUUGGUGGACAAAAGUCACGUGGCGACGCUGUGGUUCUUGGACACAGGUACGCAUGCAGAGAAGGACAAGUGGAAGCCCUGGACGAAACCUGGCUACGGAUACGUGCACAAGGACCAGAUCAAGUGGUUCGAGCAGAAGUACGCGGCGAUCAAAGAAGUGCUGUUGCCGUACAAACCGGAUGGAGCGCAGGAUCUGGCACCACAGCCUUGGAGGAAGGAUAGGGUGUGGGAUGCAGGUGAUGCCGAUGGUGGUCGAGUGAUGGGUCGACCUCCCAGUGUGGUGUUCAUGCAUAUUCCAGUACCGGAAAGUAUGAACCCAGUCGACAAAGGUGUCCUGCCAAAAGUUGUCAAUCCCACGCAACCUUCCUCGUCCAAGGAUCUCGUCGUUGGCGAUAGGAAGGAAACCGCCACCUACGAAGGCGCACAAGCUCAACCAGGAAUCUUUGACCUAUUCACCACGCUCAACUCCCACCCUUCCUCCUCUCCUUCAAGCUCGAGUACGCCCCACUACGCAUCGUCGUCGACAACAGCAGACCAAGGCAACGGAGGAAUCCGAAUGGUCGUACAUGGACAUAUGCAUCUCAACUCUGAUUGCAGACGCGUGCAGAACGUUUGGAUCUGCUUCGGUGGAGGAUCCUCGUUAGCGGGAUACGGUAGCGCAAAGGUGCAGAGAAGAGCCAGAGUCAUUGUGUUGGAGGACUGGGCAAGCAAGAUCAGGACCUAUCAUCGUAUCAGCUCAGCGAAUCCGCAGGAGGCGGACAAGCGGUGGGACGAGUUCGUGGUCAAUUACGAUGACAGCUAG
Messenger RNA from Pseudozyma hubeiensis SY62, 2118 nucleotides. RefSeq lists its product as hypothetical. The transcript has a single exon. Lineage: Eukaryota; Fungi; Basidiomycota; Ustilaginomycetes; Ustilaginales; Ustilaginaceae. Gene Ontology annotation, cellular component: cytoplasm. The record is from RefSeq and is a predicted model, not a curated record. Bases 1 to 2118 code for a protein of 705 amino acids. Gene Ontology annotation, molecular function: phosphoprotein phosphatase activity.